AUGCUAAAGUGUUGCCACAUACGAGUUGCGGAAAGUCGUGAUAUUAAGCCAUUUGAAGAAAUAUUCAUUUGGGGUAAAUUGGAAGAUAAGAAUGAAAAAUUUACUAGAGAUUCGUAUAUCGAAGGUACGGAACAUUUUCAGCAGAGAACUGGGCUUCUUACAGCCCCGAUAAAGAUUUCGGCAGAAAUGAUGAACGAUGAAAAUAAAAUCCCCAUAUGCGUACUGAAUACUACUGAUAAAUCAAUCAGAGUUUAUAGAGAACAAACUGCGGCCACAAUUCAGGAACUGCCAAGUACCCACAACAUAGCACAUAUGUCAGAGUCAAAUAUGGGGGGAAAUAAUCCAUCAUCACAAUAUGACCCGGUCCCAGAAGUAUCAGUUGGUGAACAAUUGACAACACAACAAAGAGAAAACCUAGAAGUUCUAAUUCGAAAAAAUACACAAGUUUUCGACUACCCAGGAAACAGUGGGUUCACCACAACAAUAGAGCACACAAUACCCACAGCCGUAUCUGAUCCAAUUGUGUGCCACCCCAGACGACACAACCUGGGGUUAACACAAAAAAUUAAUGAAGCAGUAGGAAACCAUGUAAAGUCGGGACAUUUGACACCCUCUAAAUCCCCUUGGGCAUUUCCAAUUGUACCUGUAUUGAAACCAGAUAAAACAGUUCGAUUGUGUGUAGACACCAGACCACUUAACAAAAUUACCCAGAAUGACCCAUAUCCAACUGGAAAUUUGCAAGAGGUUCUAGACAAUCUAUCAGGUGCUAACUAUUUUAGUGUUAUUGACUUGGCUCAUGGUUAUUUGCAGGUCCCACUGACCAAGGAAGAUCGACCAAAGACAGCGUUUCGAUCACCUACUGGGUUUUGGGAAUGGACAAGAAUGCCAUAUGGUUUAAAAGGAAGUCCGGCAAUUAUUUCUCGGUUGAUGCAGAACGUUCUAGGACACCUUCCACCACAUCGGUUGGCAUUGUACAUGGAUGAUAUCUGUAUUAUUAGCAAAACGUUUGAGGAACAUUUGAUAAAUCUCCAGGGAGUAUUUGAUGCAUUGCGACAGCAUGGAUUAAGAGUUAAAGCUAAGAAAUGUGCUUUCGCAAUGAAAGAAGUGAAAUUUCUUGGACACAAAGUUUGCAACAAGGGUGUGCAGCCAGAGGAACAUAAAGUAAAGGCAAUUCGUGCAUGGGUUGCACCAACUUGUCUUAAAGAGGUGCAAAUGUCUUUGGGUGCAGUUGGGUGGUAUUGGAAGUUUAUCAAGGAUUUUGGUACAAUUGCUCGACCAUUAACAUGGCUUUUGGAGAAAGAUGUGUCACAUUCACUUGGGGUAAGGAGCAAGAUGAUGCAUUCAAUACACUAAGACAUGAGUUGGUUAAAGCUCCAGUAUUAGCCCAUCCUGACCCCACUCGACCCUUUGUUGUUACCACGGAUGCAAGCAAAGUGGGUCAGGGUGGUGAACUAUCACAAGAAGAUGCACAAGGACAAUUACAUCCGGUUGCAUAUUUCAGUCGUGCAUUGACCAGACGAGAACGUUCAUAUCCAACUUAUGACAGAGAAAUGAUGGCUAUGCGAGACACGCUUAAGCAUUUUCGGUAUUAUCUGUUAGGAGCACAAGUAGUGACGAGGACCGACCACAAACCUCUUCUAAAGAUCCUGGAACAGAAAGAUCCAUUUGGACGAAGAGCGACAUUGAUGAGAGAUAUAGCUGAAUUCGAACCACGCAUAGAGUUUAUUCGAGGGCAGGAUAAUCACAUGGCAGAUGCUCUUAGUCGGAUCGGAUGGAAUGCCAAGUGGGAAGAGAGAGAUGAGGAUACUAGUAAAGUGGCUACUAUUGGUGGCUCUCAAGACGAGAUUGGUCCAUGCAAGGAUGUAAGGUUGGACAUAAAUGACUUCCAAUUGCAGCAAGAACGUGACCCAACCCUUAAGCCACAUAUUUCCACUCACCGAAACCAACAUGGUUUAUUCACACGAGAUCAUGAUCAUAAGAAGCAAGUGUUGCUUCCAGCAUCGCUUGUUCCCACCAUAUUAUCAUUAGCUCAUGACGAAACAGGGCACCAAGGAGCAGAUAAAAUGCUUGAAGAAUUGAACCUCAUUAUUGGUGGCCAAAGAUGA
Paramuricea clavata is the source of this 2105-nucleotide messenger RNA. The record is from the annotation of a GenBank genome assembly. NCBI's taxonomy places the organism in Eukaryota, Metazoa, Cnidaria, Anthozoa, Malacalcyonacea, Plexauridae.